Zophobas morio is the source of this 1456-nucleotide messenger RNA. Its product is annotated as zinc finger protein 239-like. The transcript has 3 exons. Gene Ontology annotation, molecular function: DNA-binding transcription factor activity, RNA polymerase II-specific; RNA polymerase II cis-regulatory region sequence-specific DNA binding; zinc ion binding. The record is from RefSeq and is a predicted model, not a curated record. Gene Ontology annotation, biological process: regulation of transcription by RNA polymerase II. NCBI's taxonomy places the organism in Eukaryota, Metazoa, Arthropoda, Insecta, Coleoptera, Tenebrionidae. Bases 71 to 1120 code for a protein of 349 amino acids. Gene Ontology annotation, cellular component: nucleus.
AGGUAUAACCUUACAUUUUCAAUUUUAAAGUUGUAUUGUUUGUGAACUAGUUUUGGGUUUGAAUAUCCCAAUGGAUCUCAUUAUGUGUCGAACUUGCUUAAAACAGGGAACCUUUUGUUCUCUUUUUAACAAUCACGAACAAACUUCCGUCCAGUUUUCACACAUGCUGGAUUAUUGUGCCUCUGUACAGGCCGACGUGGAAGAUGGUUUACCUUCACAAAUAUGCGAACAGUGUGUGGACACGCUUGUCACGUUCUACAAAUUUAAAAAAACCGUGUUGGAUAACGACUUGAAAUUACGAGAAAGACAUCAAACAGCAAAAACAGAAAUCAAAAAAGAAGUGGACGAAACACCUCUUCAAAAUGACAAUAUUAGAUCAGACUUUGUGAAAGUUUGUAGUGUUGAUAUACCAAAAAAUUCAACAACAAAAACUAAAAAAGCCAAAAAAAUCCACCAGUGCAAUGUAUGUGGAGAAAUUUUAAGCUGUCGGAGUAACUUUAACAAGCAUGUCAAAUCGCACACGGGAGAAAAACCAUACGAAUGUGACAUUUGUGGAAAAAAAUUUACGAGAUUGGAGCAUGUGAAAGUUCAUAAGAGGAUACACAGUGGCGAAAAACCGUAUCAGUGUAGCAUUUGCCAGCAGCAGUUCACCCAAUACGCGACUUUAUCAGUCCAUAUGCGAACCCACAGUGGUGAAAAACCAUACAUGUGUUCAACUUGUGGGAAAGCGUUCAGUCAGGUCACGUCUUUAACGUACCAUGAGAGGAUACAUACUGGGGAAACCCCCUACAAGUGUGAAGUGUGUGGAAAAGGAUUUGCACAUAAUGGUAAUCUACAGAAUCACAUGAGGUUCCACAAUAAUGAAAGACGCUUUGAGUGUGAAUUUUGCGGAAUGAGAUUCGUGAUGAGUUCGCACUUAUCAACACAUAUUAAAAGACAUACAGGGGAAAAACCGCAUAAGUGUAAUAUAUGUGGGAAGGGAUUUAUUCAAAGUAAAUAUUUAACGAGUCAUUUGCGGACGCAUUCAGGGGAAAGGCCCUACGUUUGUGGCGUUUGUUCAAAGAGUUUUACACAGAAGGGGGCGCUGGGUCGACAUAUGAAAACUCAUAGAAAUAAUUAGAUUUUUUGUUUUUGUUAUUUUAACAUGUCUAAUCGUGGCCUAAUGUUGGUAGUGCUGGCUAGAGAUGUUAAAGAGAUGUUAAAUAGGUUCAUUUUUUUGUUUAUUUGGUAUUUUUGUUAUAAACAUUUUAUAGUUUUAAUUAAAUAAGCAGUUAAAAUAAGUAUACUUUUUUCGUAAAUUAGCGGGCAAUUUUUGUUGCACUAACAUCUCUAGUGCUGGCAGAUCCGAAAAAUAUGUAACGAGGGUGGCAAAAAAGUUACAUUGUCUUAAUUGGUGUAUUUAUUAAUUACGUUAUUUAUACUAUAAACAUUAUUUUAAUAUGCAAAUAAAAUUUGA